UGCACGGGCUGAGCUGGGCCCCCCGUCCCGGAGUGCCCCCCAACACCGCUGCUGCCCUUCUGGCCUCCGGGCCCGACGGGGAGAUGCUCUGGCUGGACGUCACCCACCGCCCAGGCCAGGCACCCUGGGUGCGGCUCAUGGGUCGGUACCUGCUGCCCUCCUGCAGGCAGUGCUGGCACACCUGUGCUGCCUUUCUGCCCCAGGAAAGGCUCCUGGUCUGCGGGGACCGCCGGGGCUCCCUUCUCCUUUUCUCUUGCAACAGCUCCUCGGAGUGGGCUGCAGAAAGCACCAGCAUUGUCAAUGGUGGCAGUGACCCGGUUGUUGAGGACUCCAGCAACGAGUUGGAGCCCUCUUGCUUGUUGCACAAAGAGGCUUUUCCUCUUGAGUCCCCACUGUCAGUGCUCUUUGGACUCCACGGGAAGACAGGAGUUACUUCAGUGACCAUCCAUGGGGGCUAUAUUUACAGCACUGGCCGGGAUGGUGUCUACCGCCAGCUCCGCUUGUGGGACCAUCAGCUGGAGGUCCUGCAGAAGCACAGGCCCUGCAAAGGGUUGCAGUGGAUUGAGGAGCUGCGCUUCACCUCAGAUGGAGACCUGCUUGUGCUGGGCUUUCAUGCUGACCACUUCGUAGUGUGGAGCACCAGGAUCGGCGAGAAUAUCCACCGCAUCCCCUGUGGGGGUGGGCACCGCUCCUGGAGCUAUUGCAGCAGUCCCUUGGCCGAAAUGUUUGCCUUUAUCAAGUCUGGGGAUGUGAUGCUGUACCACUGUGAGGCUGAGCCCUGCGAGCAGCAAGUGCUGCUGGCAUCCCUGCACGGACGGGAGAUCACCUGCGUGCGGCGCCUGGGGGCUGUGGAGGUGCCCGGCCAUCCCACCUUUAAUGUGUUUGUCACUGGCAGUGAGGACACCACGGCCUGUGUCCUGGUUCUCAGUGAGAACUCGCGGGCAGCUGUUCCCCUUGCCCGCAUCAGUGACCAUAUUUCCAGUGUAAGGACGUUGGCAUUCGCCACAGGACCUGGAGAUGAGGGCUUUGGUGAUGAGGGCUUGUCUGCCCUGCUCUUCACUGCGGGCGGCCGUGCACAGAUUGAGUGCUACCGGCUGCUGUGCACUGGAGACACAGCGUCUGAAAGUGCUGUGGCCUGCCAGGUCAUCCAUGUGGCCUCCCACCGGCUGGACAAGCACUGGGAGCAGAAGAAGAACAGGCACAAGCUUAUCAAGAUGGACCCAGAGACGAGGUACAUGUCCCUGUCGGUUGUGCCUGGGACCAGCACCAAGCAGCUGCCAACAUCCUGGAAGUUCCUGGCUGCUGCUUGCAGUGAUGGAUCAGUCCGGAUCUUUGGGCUGCUGGAGGCUGCUCGGAAGUUGGUGCUGGUAGCAGAGUCAUUUCACCACCAGCGCUGUGUGCUGAAGGUAGAGGCGUUCCUGCACACAUGGGCAGGAGGGGAAAGGAGGCACCUCCUGUGCAGUGCAGCCACUGAUGGCAGCAUUGCCUUUUGGGACAUCACCGGCCCCAUCACGGAUGCGGUGGAUGCCCUGCACCAAGCAGAGGGAGAGAUGCAGCCCUUGGCCCUGGACACCCCACUGGUCACCGUCAUGGCCCACAGCUGCGGCGUGAACAGCCUUCACAUCCACGAGACACCCGAGGGACGGUACCUGGUGGCCAGCGGCAGUGAUGAUGGCUCCAUCCAUGUCUGCCUGCUGGAGGUUGCCCUGGGCAGGGGUGAGGCUAUAGCAGGGACCUGCUUGCAGGUCCUGGAGCGAGUGUCCAGGCCUUGUGCUCAUGCUGCUCAUGUGACGGGGAUCCGGGUGCUGCGGCCAGAUCUGCUGCUCUCUGCCUCAGUGGACCAACGCCUGACGCUGUGGAACCAGCGCCCGGGCGAGCUGGUGCCCCUCAGCACUACCUUCUUCCAUGUGCCUGACCUAGCCGAGCUGGACUGCUGGGAGGUGGAGGCUGGGGGGGAGCUGUGGUACUACUGUGUGCUCUGUGGGCAGGGCCUGGAGAUGCUGUGUGGCACAGCCUCCUCCAAACCUCCUCCUCAAGAGGCUCCCCAGUAAUGGGGCAGGUGUGUGACACAUCCAGGUCCCUGCCUGCAUUUGGAGGGCAUCUUGCACUUGGGCUCUGCCCAUCACUGUGGCACAUGCCACAGUUGUGGUGCUCAGGGCCAGUGGUCUCUGAGAAGAAGGCAGGUAUGAUCCCUCCUGGACAAGCCUGGGGCUUCCCCAUGCAGUAAAGAAGUGGGGUUGUGGAUCCCCACUGCCCAAGAGCAGUUCUUCCUCUCCAAGGUACGAAGGACCCAUGUUAGCUUUCCAGACUUGGUCUCAGAGAAGAACCUUGCUUGGGAGGGCACUGAGGACAUGGCCUGGCCCUGGGAGCUUGAGAGCAGCAGGUGGCCAGCAAGGGUCAGGCACUGGUGUGACACAUGGUGGGCUGCAGCCUUGUGUGUCCUGGGACAGGGCCCUAUAUGACAGUCUUGACCCUGCAGUGCUCAGGAUGGUGCUGAAAUGGACAGGGAUGCUGAUUCUCCACAGCAGCACCCUGUGGCAUGAGUGAUGGCUGGGCUGACGACAAAUGCCACCCAUCUCAGGCCAAGUGGGCUGUUCCUACACAGCAGCAGGACCCAGGGCAGUCAGACUGAAGGAAAGACAGACAACCCUGAGGUCAGACACACAGAUUUUUUGUCCAGCAACAAGUGUAUUGGACCCCAGUGCUGGGGCCUGGCUCAGAGCCCAGUAGGGGCCUGGAGCGUCAGGAGCUCCCUGCCAGCACGGAGCACCCUUCAAUAAAGUUUUGAAGGAAGUGAA
Molecule: messenger RNA, 2798 nt
Organism: Cyanistes caeruleus (blue tit)
Lineage: Eukaryota; Metazoa; Chordata; Aves; Passeriformes; Paridae
Source: RefSeq, a predicted model, not a curated record